GACAGGAAGUGUGUAUAUAAUUCCACUUGCAAAGUACUCUGGCUCUUUUAGCCAUGCUUCUCCAUCUCUUCUUCGGUGUGACCCUCUUGACUGCUUUUGCAACAGCUGGCGAUGAAGCUAUCACAAUAAACUGUUGGAAAGACUCUGUAAACAUCACAUGGAGGAUCAGUCAGGAACUGACGCCAUACUCAACCCGUCUUUUCCUUGGAAACUGCAUACGGUCGAGUGUGACUACUUUGCCGUUGGGAGAUUGGGAACUACAUUUUGACUACAAAUUCAAAGACUGUAAAUUUAAAAGAAAGAUGAAAGGAAAACAUCUAAUCCAUCAAAAUGUAUUGACCUACAGGCCUGGGGCAAAGUCCAAACCGCCAGCUUAUGAGUAUUUCUUUGAAUGUGUCCAGAGAAGGCCAGAAGGGUGGAUUCCUCCAUUCCUCAACCCGGCCGCCAGUGUUUCUACAGGGCAUGGUGGCCUCGUCUUCCAUCUGGCGCUCCUAAAUGAACAACUGUCAGGCAUAGCAAAAUCGAAUGUAAUCCCGCUGGGCUCGUUCAUGCCUAUCUGGGCGGCUGUGGAGCAGAAAGCCCAUCAACCGUUACGUCUGUUCAUGGAGGAAUGUGUCGCCGCCCCAACUGCAGAGCUGCAGCCAGAACAGCAGCAGCUUUACCCCAUCAUUGACAACAAAGGGUGUCUUUCAGAAAGUGUCGAGGGCAAUUCGGUGUUCCUUCCUCGAUACCAUUCAUCUGCACUUGUCCUUUCCUUGCAGUCGCUCAUGUUUGGUGUCGGAAAGGUGUAUAUCCACUGUAAACUUGUGGCGUGGGAUCCGGAAGUCCUUGAUGAAAGCAAGAAGGCUUGUCAAUAUUCAAAGCAGAAUGGCGGAUGGGAAUUACUAGACGACCCAUCCCAGAACAAGCUGUGUAGCUGCUGUGAUAACGCCUGCAGAGCCCGGCCCAGAAGAGGAACUGAAUGGGAAUCCCAUGGCCUGAGUCAACUUUCAGUGUUGGGACCUUUGGUCAUCGUGGAUAUGUCAGACACAAGUCUGACCGCCUAAAACAGAUGGAGCUCUUUGCUUCUAAUAAGCAUGCAUGUGGAUGUACAGUUGCACAGAGAAUAAAAUGCUCUCUGACCAAA
Messenger RNA from Hippocampus comes (tiger tail seahorse), 1126 nucleotides. It is a transcript of the gene zp3f.2, whose product is annotated as zona pellucida glycoprotein 3f, tandem duplicate 2. Gene Ontology annotation, cellular component: extracellular matrix. Gene Ontology annotation, molecular function: acrosin binding. Bases 54 to 1046 code for a protein of 330 amino acids. The record is from RefSeq and is a predicted model, not a curated record. The transcript has 9 exons. NCBI's taxonomy places the organism in Eukaryota, Metazoa, Chordata, Actinopteri, Syngnathiformes, Syngnathidae. Gene Ontology annotation, biological process: positive regulation of acrosome reaction; binding of sperm to zona pellucida; egg coat formation.